Guyanagaster necrorhizus is the source of this 477-nucleotide messenger RNA. RefSeq lists its product as uncharacterized. NCBI's taxonomy places the organism in Eukaryota, Fungi, Basidiomycota, Agaricomycetes, Agaricales, Physalacriaceae. The transcript is spliced from 4 exons. The coding region runs from base 1 to 477 and encodes 158 amino acids. The record is from RefSeq and is a predicted model, not a curated record.
AUGCCGACACGCCCUUACUAUCCCGUCCAGGCUUUAUUGCUCCUCAGAGUUAAGGAAGGGGCGAUGACAGGCUUCGCUCUCCAGUCUUCCGGAUCAGUGCCAAAACUAUGGGUCUCCCAGAAGGUCUCCGCUACCAUCACCGGUUUCACUAAUGGUUUCUUCGAUGUACAGACCAAAAAGCUGUCCUCUUCUGAAUCACAGAUGCUGCGGUGGUUGCCAUCACGGAGGCUCGAGAACCCGCUCUUUGAUCUCGUUGUCACUGGGCCGUCUAUGGAGCUUAGGAGGGCUAACAUGAAAACCGGCACCCCAGGAGCCGCAUGGUCCGUCCUUCUUCAGGCAGUAUCCCGCGAACCUCGCGUAGAUGCAGUUAUGAUGCUUUCCUCUCGGUGCAAGCAGCCCCUUUCAUUGUGGGAUAAAGGCUCUGCUCCCGAUCUUCACUUAUCUUCAAGUUCAUGUCCCUCUUCAAUUCACUUCUAA